UAAUUGCUGGCCACAUUAACACCCUGCAAGCCGUGCGUCACUGUACAUUUUCUUCCAAUUCCUUGCUUUGGUAUUUCAAUGGUGAUUACGUACGGAUUAGCUUAUGAAAGAUCUUCCUUAUUCUGAAGACUCUUAAAGGAGAGAACAACAAUGGAUCUCCUCAGUGCUGCUGGACGUCUCAUGAUAGUUUCAGAUCUUGAUCUUACAAUGGUAGAUCAUGAAGACCCAGAAAACCUAUCGCUUCUCAGGUUUAAUGCAUUAUGGGAAGCAUGUUACCGGCAAGAUUCUCUGCUAGUUUACUCCAGUGGGAGAUCACCUGCAAGUUAUAAAAAAUUGAGGAAGAAUAGACCCUUAUUGACCCCUGAUAUAACCAUAAUGUCUGUAGGAACAGAGAUUAUGUAUGGUGAAUCGAUGGUAAGAGAUGAUGAGUGGGAACGAUAUUUAAAUCAGAGGUGGAACAGGGACAUUGUCAUGGAGGAAACAGCUAAGUUUCCCCAACUUACUCCUCAGUCGGAAACAGCACAACGACCUCUCAAGGUUAGCUUUUUUGUGAAGAAAGAUGUAGCUUCAAAAGUAAUGAAGGCACUUGCAGAGCAGCUAGAGAAACAUGGAGUAAGGAUAUAUAUGUUGAUCCAUCUGUUAUUCCUAUAUCAAGUUUUAUAUCAAAUAUUAGAAGUAAAAAUUGUCUAUAGUAGUGGGAUGGCUCUGGACAUAUUACCAAAAGGUGCUGGCAAAGGACAGGCGCUUCUAUAUCUGUUCAAAAAGUUUCAUGGAAAUGUCCCUGUUCACACUCUUGUCUGUGGCGACUCUGGUAAUGAUGCAGAAUUAUUCGGUGUUCCUGGAGUAUAUGGUGUUAUGGUCAGCAAUGCACAGGAAGAACUCUUGCAGUGGUUUGCAGAAAAUGCCAAAGAUAAUCCUAAUCUAAUUCAUGCAACUGAGAGAUGUGCGUCCGGGAUAAUACAAGCCAUUGGUCAUUUCAGUCUGGGGCCAAAUGUUUCUCCUAGGGAUAUUACAGAUUUUCAAAAAUGCAAACUGGACAUAUUCAAUCCCAGUUAUGAAGUAGUCAAGUUUUAUUUACUUUAUGAGCGAUGGCAGCGGGCAGAAGUUGAGAAGUCUGAGCAGUAUAUGGAAAACUUAAAGUUAAUCUUUUAUCCAGCGGGAAUUUUUGUCCAUCCCUCGGGGGUUGAGCGAUCUAUGCACCAGUUCAUAGAUGAGAUGGGAAAGUCGUAUGGAAGCAAGCGACGAAUGCAAUAUCAUAUAUGGUUGGAUCGAGUUUCCUCAGCACAGAUUGGUUCAGACACAUGGCUUGUGAAGUUUGACAAGUGGGAAUCAUCUGGGAAGGAGCGGCAUUGCUGUCUGACCAUGGUCCUGUUGAGUUCAACGCAGGGCAAAGUACCAGAUGCUUUCACUUGGUUGCAUGUACAUCAGACAUGGUUGGAUGGUUCAGAACCAAAGGGCCCAACAACCUGGUUAUUGUAGCUUUGAAGGCAGAUUGAGAGAAUUGUUCACUUACAGGAAACAGCCGAUUCUCGUGCCGAUUAUCUUCAGAUUUCUCAAUGUAAUAGAUUUGUCUUUUGAAGAUGAGACACGGUUGCAAUGUUAUUGCGUUGUAUGUGCAUUUCAAUAUAUUUAUCCUACAUGACAUUUGUGGACCUUGCGACUGUUCCUAUUCAUAAACUUUCCUUUGCUGCUUUUAAUAUAUGUAUCACCUACAAUAUUUAUUUCUCUCUCUGUUGGAGAAUGAAGAUGGCCGGAACCAAGGAAGGAAUCAUCUAUAU
Messenger RNA from Tripterygium wilfordii, 1778 nucleotides. RefSeq names its product sucrose-phosphatase 2-like. Bases 151 to 1479 code for a protein of 442 amino acids. Gene Ontology annotation, biological process: sucrose biosynthetic process. Lineage: Eukaryota; Viridiplantae; Streptophyta; Magnoliopsida; Celastrales; Celastraceae. Gene Ontology annotation, molecular function: magnesium ion binding; sucrose-phosphate phosphatase activity. The record is from RefSeq and is a predicted model, not a curated record. The transcript has 9 exons.